CGCGCCUGCACCGGGACCAUGCACCCCGCGCGCCUGUGGCUCGGGCUCCUGCUGCCCGCGGCGGCCGCGCUGGACUUCCGAUACCACCACCAGGAAGGGAUGGAGGCGUAUCUGAAGAGUGUGGCCCAGAACUACAGUUCGUUCACGCAGUUACACAGCAUCGGCAAGUCCGUGAGAGGUAGAAACCUGUGGGUUCUCGUUGUGGGACGGUUUCCAAGGGAACACAAAGUUGGAAUUCCAGAAUUCAAAUACGUGGCAAACAUGCACGGAGAUGAGACUGUGGGGCGAGAGCUGCUGCUCCACCUGAUCGACUAUCUGGUCACCAAGCAUGGGAGAGACCCUGAAAUCACGAAUCUAAUCAACAGCACCCGGAUCCACAUCAUGCCUUCAAUGAACCCAGAUGGAUUUGAAGCUGUCAAGAAGCCUGACUGUUAUUACAGUAAUGGAAGGGAAAAUUUUAACCAGUAUGAUCUGAACAGAAAUUUCCCCGAUGCUUUUGAAUAUAAUAAUGUCUCCAGGCAGCCUGAGACUCUGGCAAUCAUGAAGUGGCUGAAAACAGAGACAUUUGUCCUCUCUGCAAACCUCCACGGUGGUGCCCUUGUAGCCAGUUACCCAUUUGAUAACGGUGCACAAGCAACUGGGGCAUUGUUCUCCCGAAGCUUAACUCCUGACGAUGAUGUUUUCCAACACCUUGCACACACCUAUGCUUCAAGAAAUCCCAACAUGACCAAAGGAGAUCAGUGUAAAAAUAAAAUGAACUUUCCUAAUGGAAUUACAAAUGGAUACUCUUGGUAUCCACUCCAAGGUGGAAUGCAAGAUUACAACUACAUCUGGGGCCAGUGUUUUGAAAUCACAUUGGAGCUAUCAUGCUGCAAAUAUCCUCGUGAGGAGAAGCUUCCGUACUUUUGGAAUGACAACAAAGCCUCCCUAAUUGAAUAUAUAAAACAGGCGCACCUAGGUAUAAAGGGUCAAGUUUUUGAUCAGAGUGGAAAUAGAUUACCCAAUGUAAUUGUGGAAGUCCAAGACAGGAAACAUAUCUGCCCAUUCAGAACCAAUAUAUUUGGAGAAUAUUAUCUACUUCUCCUGCCUGGGUCCUAUACAAUAAAUGUUACAGCCCCUGGACAUGACUCACAACUGACCAAGGUGGUCAUUCCAGAGAGAUCCCAGACCUUCGGUGCUCUGAAAAAGGAUUUUCAUCUUCCAUUCCAAGUGCAACUGGAUUCUCUCCAGCUAGUAAAUCCUUUGUGUCCAAUGGUCCCUCUAUACAAAACAAUACCAGGCCACUCACCUAUAACAAAGCCCAGCUUAUUCUUGUUUCUCGUGACUCUUUUGCACAUAUUUUUCAAAUAAAGUAAAAUGUGAAAAUCAACUCCAUCACCACCUGGAAUCAGGGAUUCGUCACAUCCAGGUUACUGCAACUCUCACACCCUCUUUAGAGCACAACUGGAUGAAGUCCUCCAUAAGAUGAGAAAUGCAUGUUUCCAAAGUGUAUGUUAACAGAUGCAGUGACAAUGAAAGGAAUGAGUGCUCAGUCGUGAUCAUGACUAGAACGUUACUACCUAUCAAGUUCUGCCCACAUUUACUUACUCGAAGGAAUUUUAGAAGUUUGUAAGAAACAAGAAGACAUUCCUGCAAGAAAAAGGGAGCUAAUUUUGUCUACAGAGCUACGUGAAUAUAAGUAACAAAGAUGAACAAUAACUAUAAUCACGUUCUAUAUACUUGCCACAAGUGCUGUUUUAUGUAAAGAAAAUACUAUAUUUAACUAGUUCUCCUUGAAGGAAGAAAUGAUCAUAGGGUGAGAAUAUUCAGGUUUUCUAAUGUUCACAAAGACGUGUUUGGAGAGAAAAACAAACGUCUCAGUGACCUAAGGAAAGAUGGCCCUGACGAGAUAAGGCUGUGUCUACAGAGCCCUGGGGCAGCAAUCUAGUACACCUCCCCCUCCCUGACUUUCUAACCUGGGUGCGAGUCCUGUUAGGAUGGGUCCUCUAAUGUGUAACUCCAGCCUCUUGCCUCAGCCUCAGAUACAUGCUCAGCUGCCCACUGGACACCUCCAUCUGGAUGUGACCUGUAUAGUCCUCACCUCAUCAAGCUGAAACCUGAGAAUGCCUUCCCCUAGAAGUGUUCUUCCUGAUGUAUUCUCAGUCACUGGUGCCAUCACACCAAAAGUACUCUUCAGUCUUUAGCUCACAUGUGCAGUCAGUCAGUGAAGAUCAUUAGUUUUAUUUAUUUUGCUAUCUCCUAUCUGACUAGUAUUUGACCUGCAUCGCUGAGACUUCUUUACUGGUCUCUUGUUCAGGGCUACUCUUUUCAAGUCCAUCUUCCACAUGGUGCUGGGGUAGGGAGCUACUUAAAAGUUAACAACCAGCUCCUUCUGUUCCUAAAACAUUAUUUGCAAUUCCAUGUCUUGAGUGCCAUUCAGAACUACAUCUUGUUUCCCAUUCAUUAAAACCCCACUCCAAGUAUUAGCUUCAACCAAGAAGAUUUUGCUGUCAUCCCCUGCAAUUCCAGGCAUUCUGAGGUUCGAGGCCAAUUCUUUCUACUUCCCAAAGCAAAUAUUGCCUCGAGUAUUGGAUCUACAACACUGUAGUAUAAUCUACUUCAUGCAGACCUUCUCUAGUACAGUAUAAGCUCUUUGACGCUGGGUCUACUUGUUUAAAAAAUUCAUUUAUAUAUCCUCAGAGCAUCCCAAGAGUAGCUGCUAAAGGGAAAAAAAGGGUGGCAGUUAGCAACCUGCCACUCUCAGACCUUUCCAGAAGCUGUAGAGUUCUGAGUCCUUUUAUGAAACUUGGUUUUGUUUGACAAUCUCUAGCCCAUUAACUAACACAAAAAGUGUCUUUGUGUAUGUACUAAAAAGAAAAAAAAAAAAAAAAGACCAAACAUGGGGCUGGAAAGAUUGUUUAGUGGUUAAGGCACUUGCCUGCAAAGC
Messenger RNA from Jaculus jaculus (lesser Egyptian jerboa), 2926 nucleotides. RefSeq names its product carboxypeptidase M (gene Cpm). The transcript has 9 exons. Gene Ontology annotation, molecular function: metallocarboxypeptidase activity; zinc ion binding. Gene Ontology annotation, biological process: proteolysis. Gene Ontology annotation, cellular component: cell surface. Bases 19 to 1350 code for a protein of 443 amino acids. NCBI's taxonomy places the organism in Eukaryota, Metazoa, Chordata, Mammalia, Rodentia, Dipodidae. The record is from RefSeq and is a predicted model, not a curated record.